Daphnia carinata is the source of this 3221-nucleotide messenger RNA. RefSeq names its product myb-related protein A-like (gene Myb). The transcript is spliced from 13 exons. Lineage: Eukaryota; Metazoa; Arthropoda; Branchiopoda; Diplostraca; Daphniidae. Gene Ontology annotation, biological process: regulation of DNA-templated transcription. Gene Ontology annotation, cellular component: nucleus. The record is from RefSeq and is a predicted model, not a curated record. Gene Ontology annotation, molecular function: RNA polymerase II cis-regulatory region sequence-specific DNA binding; DNA-binding transcription factor activity, RNA polymerase II-specific. The coding region runs from base 1 to 2472 and encodes 823 amino acids.
AUGAACGACUUUGGUAUGGACGCCGACAGCAACAGUUGGGGCUCGGAUUAUGGUGAGGACUACGGAUCGGAUUUUUCCGAUGGCGAAUACCAGCCGAACAGCGCCGCUGCCUCCAGCAGCGCACAACAGCAUCACCAAGCCGGCUCGGCAGCCUCCCGGGUUGCCUCCAAGACCAAAGGCGGUGCCCAAGCUCGAAAAAUGGUGAACCGCGGGAGGUGGACCAAGGACGAGGAUGAAAAACUCAAAGGAGUAGUGGAACGCACGGGUGAAGUUUGGGAAAAUGUCGCGUCCUUCUUUGAGGAUAGAUCGGACGUCCAAUGCCAACACCGAUGGACAAAGGUUGUCAAUCCCCAGCUGGUUAAGGGUCCUUGGACCAAGGAGGAGGACGACUUGGUUGUCCAACUGGUGCAUCGGUACGGUCCCAAGAAGUGGACCCAGAUUGCAAAGCAUUUGAACGGACGAAUCGGCAAACAAUGUCGAGAGCGAUGGCACAACCAUCUCGAUCCCAACAUCAACAAGUCACCCUGGACAGAAGAAGAAGAUCGGCUUUUGGCUCAAGCACACGAACAGUACGGGAAUCAAUGGGCCAAAAUCGCCAAACUUCUACCUGGAAGAACGGACAACGCCAUCAAGAAUCAUUGGAACUCUGCCAUGAAGAAACGGUAUGAAACAGACGGAUCAAGCAUUAUCGACACUGGGAAACGGCGUGGCCGGAAGAGAGUUCGCCCUCCCGUUGAUGACCACCCACAGCAUCCUCACCCUCUCGCUUCAACUCCGUCGUGCUCUGCCGAUUAUGGGUUAGAGCAUCCAUCACCCAUGUUUGAGCAUCAGUUGAUGUCGUCGAGACCGUGCAGUCAAAACAGUCGGAUGUCGGUGGAGUUAGUGCCGAACAACUUUGAGCCAUCACCGGCAUAUAGAACCCAACAGCAUUCACACAUGGGCAUGCAACAGGCUAAACAAAACUGUCCUGAUGUCUUCAAUGGAGGGAGCUUAUCCAUGGGUGGCAGUGUUGGUAGCCAGUCAAGAGCCCCUUCUGCUUCAUCGCCCGAAGACUUUGCAGAUAUCUUUUCUCCUCUCAAAUACGUCAACAUGGACGAGAUGAGUAACCCAGAGAGUUUGAGCCCGAAUCGACUGAACCAAGCUUUGAUCAGUGAAACGUUGUCCGAGUUUCCACAUUUUGAAUUUGGUUCUACUAAUAUGCCAGACCAGCCUGCUGUGGGCCACAUAACCGAUUCUAACGAUCCGAAUGAGAUGAUGUCUAUCUAUGAUACAAACAAACCAGGAAAUGCUUCAAAGAAUAGUAAAAACGGUUCUUCAGACAACAACACGUCAACGAUCAGCAUAAAACAGGGCACUCCACCCAUACUAAGACGUGGAAGCCGUCGAAGAACACGAGCCGAUUCCAGUGGAUACGACGGAACUUCUGAUCACAUGGGGACUUCUAAUGAAGAAGCCGUUCCCUCCGAUCUGGAUCUGCGUUCAGAAUGCGCAAGCCUAAGCAAGCCGUUCCAGGAAAUGCAUUUUACUCCACGAAAGAAUGCCCACACCCCGAUGAAAACGCUACCAUUUAGCCCUUCCCAGUUUCUGAGUAAUUCGAUGUUAGCGCAUACGGAAGCUAUCAUGUCGACACCAGUUUGCCCCUCUGCUCCCAAACCGUCUGCACUUUUGACUCCAGUGACACGCGGGGGAUGCGUUGCAGAUUAUGUUGCAUUACGAACUCCUUCGCGUAGAAAUCAAGAACUCAUCACUCGUACUCCAACUCCUUUUAAAGAUGCUUUGGCAGAAAUGGAGAAAAAGGGUGGACCUAUAAAAUAUACCUUGCACACACCUACCCGGUUUGAUGAUUUGAACGACAUUAUCGGCAAGGAUGCUGACCCAUCCGAUUCAACUCUUCAUACGCCCGUCCAGAACUUACAUCAAGAUAGUGGCUAUAUGACAGAUAAGAGACAAAAAACAAAUGUCGACAGCUCUGCCCCCAGUAUUUCUUCCUCCUCAACUACGGAUAAAGAGAAUAUUCCGGGAACGAGAACCGCUGCCCCAGCCACAAAUGGUUUAGUACCGAAAUCCCCAAGCCGUAGAGCUCGCAAAGCCCUGCAUGCCACAUGGAGCACGCCUGGAAAUAUCCAAGUACCUGGUAUUGGUUGCGACUCCAUGAGUUUCUUACCCGAAACACCUAGUAAAUCGUUGAUCGGAGAUUCGUCGGUCUUGUUUUCUCCUCCGUCCAUAAUACGAGAGACGCUUCCAGAAACUCAAGACGGUGACGAUGCAUUUGGACACCCACCACAUCGUCCCAACAGCAGCAUCGAAAGCACUGGUUCUCGGAGUCCGUCAGACAAGGUGGACGUGAGAUGGGAAAUGGUUGCGUGCGGACGUACGAGAGAUCAAGUCGAAUUGACGGAACGAGCCCGCUCCUAUUUAGUGAUGGAUCGGCGCGGAGGGCAACUUGCAUGCAAAAAGAAAUGCACCUUUUAACUAAAUGUCCCACUAGAUGGCUAGUAGUUGACACAGUUUUUUUUUAGCAUUUAAAAUGGGAUUUUUGGAAAUUUAACCUUUUCAUCGAUGUGCAUGAAAUUUCACUGUAUUAAUUAGCGAACACAGCUUAUUCCAAUUGGGGAAGUUUAGGGUAAUGUCUCGUGUAAAUUUCCCUGCGAAUGAUGGAGCAUAAUCCGUUGAACGCAAAACCAUUACUCAGCAACAAAAAUGACGGCGAUCAAUUUCGAACAUGACUUGAAACGUGACCUGUGCCGUUAACUGCGGCAUUGUUUCUUUUUAACCCCUGGUAUAGAUUACUGCUGCGAACAAAAUAAGUGGAUGAAUUUUCUCUUCUUUUACUUGGUACCUUUCGCUAAUAAGCUUUAAGAACAUGUAAUAGCUCCCUGGAAUUUCCAUGUUUCGUUUAUUUUUUGGCUAAAAUUUUUUCCCUCCUGGUAUUAUUAUUUUUACAGUGAACGUCAGAUAUUAAUCGAUAUAUACCAAUGCUUGAUUCCGUAGCUUAAAUAACUAUAAUCACAAAAUUUUCACAGGAAAACAAAUCGGCUCUGGUGGAAGAAAAACAAAAAUUUGUGUAACUGAAAUGAAAUGUGUCGUAUUUAUCGUUUAUUUUUACAAUGUUUCCUGUGUAAUUUGCUCAUUGUCACGACAUUUACUCGCAAAAUUGAUUUUUUCUGUCAGUAAAAUUCCAUGGAAAAUCCACAAAAAAAAAAUACAUUAUAUUAAAACCA